Megalops cyprinoides (Indo-Pacific tarpon) is the source of this 4270-nucleotide messenger RNA. RefSeq names its product caspase recruitment domain family, member 11 (gene card11). Gene Ontology annotation, molecular function: protein binding. The record is from RefSeq and is a predicted model, not a curated record. Gene Ontology annotation, biological process: regulation of apoptotic process. The coding region runs from base 188 to 3640 and encodes 1150 amino acids. The transcript has 24 exons. NCBI's taxonomy places the organism in Eukaryota, Metazoa, Chordata, Actinopteri, Elopiformes, Megalopidae.
UCAUGAGAAGUGAGAAGAAGUAGACUGUCGGCUGACAGCAACCGGACCUUUUCGACCUGUUAAUAAACGUAUUCUCAUUUCCUCCUUUUUCCAAAUAAUUUCCGAGUUUAUAUCUCAAGAAAAUGGAUUCGUUGGGCCGCUGAGUCUCGAAAAGAAAAGUUAUCUCCGCAACAGACCCCACUGCGCGAUGGAGAGUGGCUGCAACAUGGAAAGCAGUUGCAAGACAGAGAGCAGCUGCAUGACCCUGGCCAAUGACAACGAGGAGGUGCUGUGGGAAAACGUGGAGAGUAACCGCUACAUCCUCAGCCGCUACCUCAACCCCAGCAAGCUGACCCCGUACCUGCGGCAGUGCAAAGUCAUCGACGAGCAGGACGAGGAUGAGGUGCUCAACUCGUACAUGCUGGUGUCCAGGGUCAACCGGGCAGGUCGAUUGUUGGAUAUCCUGCAUACCAAAGGCCAGCGGGGGUAUGUGGUAUUCUUGGAGAGCCUGGAGUUUUAUUACCCUGACCUCUAUAAACUGGUCACAGGGAAGGAGCCCACCCGCAGAUUCUCAACUAUUGUCGUAGAGGAAGGCCACGAGGGCCUGACUCAGUUCCUGAUGAAUGAGAUCAUCAAGCUGCAGCAGCAGGCCAAGUCCAAAGACGCCCAGCGGGUGGAGACCCUGGCUAAGAACCGCACCCUGGAAGAGGAGCACAAGAAGCUGCGUCUGGCAAACCAAGAGCUGGUCACCUUCCAGGAGCGCUACAACAAGAUGAAGGAGGAGCGCAACAACUGCAACGACGAGCUCACGAAAGUUAAGGAUGAGAACUACAACCUGGCAAUGCGCUACGCGCAGCUGAGCGAGGAGAAGAAUAUGGCCGUCAUGAGGAGCCGGGACCUGCAGCUGGAGAUUGACCAGCUGAAGCACAAGCUCAACAAGCUUGAAGAGGAGUGCAAGAUGGAGAGGAGGCAGUCUCUGAAACUCAAGAAUGACAUAGAGAGCCGCCCGCGAAAAGAGCAGAUCUUUGAACUGGAGCGAGAAAAUGAGGUGCUGAAGCUAAAAGUGCAGGAGCUACAGUCUAUCAUACAGCCUGGAAAGCAGGUGCUCCCAGACUCUGAGAAGGCAAUCCUUGACAUCCUGGAGCAUGACCGUCAAGAGGCCUUGGAGGACCGCCAGGAGCUGGUCAACAGGCUGUACAAUCUGCACGAGGAAGUUCGGCAAGCGGAGGACUUAAGGGACAAAUACCUGGAAGAGAAGGAGGAUCUGGAGUUGAAGUGUUCCACACUGGUCAAGGACUGUGAAAUGUACAAGAACCGCAUGAACACCAUAAUCGUCCAACUGGAGGAGGUGGAGCGAGAGCGGGACCAGGCUUUCCGCUCCCGCGAUGAUGCCCAGAACCAGUUUUCCCAGUGUCUGAUCGACAAAGACAAGUACCGUAAGCAGAUCCGCGACCUGGAGGAGAAGAAUGAUGAGCUGCACAUCGAGAUCGUGCGCAAGGAGGCCAAGAUGGUCAACCUGGAGUCGAAACUGAGACGCGUCUCCAAGGAGAAUGGGAGUUUGCCGAGGGACAUUCCCUUUACCAUUGUAUCCCAGACCCCUGGCCAGCAGGACCCCAUACGAGAUGGUCAUGAUGAGGACUCUGGUGAUGAGAGCUUUCCCUCCGAAUCACGACUCAAACGCAGACUAAACCUCAAGAUUCCCAGAGCAAAGUCACCUGUUACAGCACCCAAGACCCCAGAUUACUCGGUAGCUGCACCGCAGUUCAAUGGGGACGUUAUGGAAACACCCAGUUCAGACAUCAAACCCAUAACCCCCAGUUCCAUCAAUCCAAACAGCCCUUGUGUCCCCGUGACUCCAAGCAGUGCAGCAGAGAUCAUAAAACUUAACCUGCGAUGUCGCAAUGGCAGCAUAAUGUCCAUGGUCCCUGAACCGCCAGGAAAUGACUCCAUUGUCAGACGGAACAAGGAAGGGGAGCAGGACAUCAUACCCAGGAGCCCAUGCGACUUUGACUGUGACAGUGGUGACAACAUGGAACUUGGUGAUGAAGAAAAUGACAGGUUCUCUCAUGGACCUCCCUCUAUUCACUCCUCAUCGUCAUCCUCUCACCAGUCAGAAGGCUUGGACACAUACGAAUGGGAACAAGUCAAUGACAUCUUCCGAAGAUUUUCCCUGGAGAGGCCCUUCCGACCUUCCCUUACCUCCUUCACGCGGGUGAGCAGCACCUUGCGGCAGUGCCUGUCGCUCCCCGGGGACUCCUUCCUCUCGGAGGUCUCACUGGUGGGAGGCAACGACAGCGGCAUCUUCGUCUCCUCCGUCCAGUCCGAGUCCAGUGCUGAGAAGGCCGGGCUGAGGGAGGGACACCACCUUCUCCUGUUGGAAGGCUGCAUUCGUGGAAAGAGCCAGAGUAUCCCUUUAGACACCUGCACUAAGGAGGAUGCCCACUGGACUCUGCAGAGAUGCACCGGACAAAUCCGCUUGCACUUCAGAUCCAACGAGGAGGGUUACAGGAGGCUGCAGAAGAGCCUGGAGGAGGGCAUGGCUUCCGGGGACUCCUUCUACGUCCGGCUGAACCUGAACGUGUCCAGCCAGACGGACAGCUGCUCGUUGUGCGUGCGUUGCGACGAGGUGGUGCACGUGCUGGACACCAUGCACCAGGGAAAGUGCGAGUGGCUGUGCGCGCGGGUCGACCCCUUCACCAGCAAGGACCUGGAGAAGGGCACCAUCCCCAGCUUCUCCAGGGCUCAGCAGCUCCUGCUGGUGAAGAUUCAAAAGUUGAUGUGCAGAGGGAGCCGAGAUGAGUCUGAAAGUCUUCAUGCACUAAAGAAUACAUUACAGCCUGAAGAAUCUACCCCUCCUCCAGACCCCAAAUCCAGUCCACGGCUGUCCCGUGCAAGCAUCUUCAUCUGUCAGAUCCUGCAGUUUGUCAGCAGGACUGAGAAGUACAAGAGGAUGAACAGCAGUGAGAGGGUUCGGGUUGUGAGUGGAGGGAAUUCUACACUACCCAGAUCCGGUUUGGAGACUCCAAAGCAAGAAGACCCGGAUUCAGAAAGCGACCUGAACAAGAGUUUGAAUCUGAUUCCGUACAGCCUCGUGACUCCUCACCAAUGUCAACGCAAGAGGCCCGUUUUGUUUGCCCCAAACACUCUAGCCAAAACCAUCGUGCAGAAGUUCCUCAAUCUAGGAGGAGCCAUGGAGUUCACAAUGUGCAGGCCAGACAUUUUGACAAAGGAGGAGUUUCUUCAGAAGCAGACGAUGGAGCCAAUAAUCUAUUCCAAAGAGAAAUAUGCCAAUACUUAUGAGUGCAUCACUCCAGGGAACAUUGAAGCUGUGGCCGAAAAGAAUAAACACUGCCUGUUGGAAGCUGACCUGAGCUGCGUCAAAGAUCUGCUCCGAAGGGAAAUAUAUCCCAUCAUCCUCUUCGUUAAAUUCUGCGAAAAGAACAUCCGAAAAUUAAAGAGGUUGCCACUGAAGGUGGACUCGGAGGAGGAUUUCCUGAAGACGUGCCGUUUGAAGGAGAAGGAGCUGGAAGCUCUCCCUUGUCUCUAUGCCACUGUUGAGCCAGAUUCUUGGGGUGGGGUGGAGGACCUACUGAAGAUAAUCAAGGACAAAAUCCUAGAGGAGCAAAGGAAGAUAGUUUGGGUUGAGCAAGACUUACUCUAGGAAAGAGUGCGCUUCUGCCAAGUAAUAUACUGAUCCAUGGUUGAUACAGUGGCAGUAUACCUGAACUAGUUAAUGUGGUUGUUCUCUGAAACUCGAUGUCUCUGUUUCCUGCAUAAACGGAAAUCUGAAUAGAGCGCAGAGGGUGAGCAGGAAAUGAUGUCACCAUGCUGCUUGUUAAGAUUUUUUCCCUGCCUUGUCUUCAGAUGAGGAGGGAAUCUAUGGUACACAGAGAAAAAUGACCAUUGUGUUCAGAUUGGCAUGAUCUACAGUAUGCAGGGAGAAAUUGGCUCAUUUGGUGUUAUGGAAGAAUGCAAAGCUUUCAUAUUUGAGAUCCAUCCAUUAUACAAUUGCUUUGAGGCCAUCCCAAAGAAACAUGAAUAUACCCACAAUCCACCUUUAAUACCCAAUAACACAUUUUACUUGCUGGGAAUUCUGCAUAAAGGUCUAUUACUGAAAAAGUCAAUUCUAUAUUCAUCGAACAUAUAGGUGAUAUAUUUAAUAGAUUUGGCGUGAAGGGAUGACUUGUUUGUAUGGAAAUUUGUGUGGAAAUUUAAGAUGAUGCCCAUAUGAAUUAUGUUUAGCUUUUCUUACUGUCAUGAUAGUUAAUGUUACAUUAUUUUAUUUGUUAUU